This is a messenger RNA of Jaminaea rosea, 468 nucleotides long. RefSeq lists its product as hypothetical. The transcript is spliced from 3 exons. NCBI's taxonomy places the organism in Eukaryota, Fungi, Basidiomycota, Exobasidiomycetes, Microstromatales. The coding region runs from base 34 to 342 and encodes 102 amino acids. The record is from RefSeq and is a predicted model, not a curated record.
CCUCAUCAUUCAUCUCGCUCACAACUGGCCGCCAUGUCAUCCUCAACGCCCCGACUCGACUUGAAUCGUCCACGUCCCAUCUUCCUGGGCUGGACCGCCCUCAUCUUCGUCGCUGGCUUCGGCUACUACUAUGCAAAACAGUCCAAUCUCGCCCAUUAUCCACGCGGCGCUUCGCGCAGCAACACAUGGAGAGCAGCGCUACGCCUUUGGACGAGACGGCACGCAGGCAGCCAAUCUCGCGCCAUGGGAGAGCGUAUGAGCCUACGCAAAGGGGGUUCGACUUACAAUCGCGGCAUUGACCGCUUGGCUAGGCACUUUGCAACGACGUCUCUGAGUCUCUGAACAAAGUGUCAGGACAUAGCGUCAGGACAUAGCGUCAGGACAUAGCGUCAGGACAUAGCGUCAGGACAUAGCGUCAGGACAUAGCUUGUGGACAUAGCGUCAGGACAUAGCGUCAGGACAUAGCGU